Molecule: messenger RNA, 2552 nt
Organism: Megalopta genalis
Lineage: Eukaryota; Metazoa; Arthropoda; Insecta; Hymenoptera; Halictidae
Source: RefSeq, a predicted model, not a curated record
AAGAGAUAAGUCGUCACGAUCGUGUACUGAUAAUAAAACAUCCUUUUAAUUUGAAAACACUAUCAUAAUACAAAGUAAAUAGAUGAUUGUAGCUGCGUCAUUAUUUGUUGCUGCAAUUGUCGACGCGGUAUCUGGUGUUGGUAUAGUAAAGAAAAGAUUGACAAUUUUGUUAUGGCUACAUAUAUACUUGUUUGGAUUCUAUGACAAAUCUGUUGGUAGCGCUGAUGCAUAAAAGAGAAUGGAAACAUCCGAAUCCGGCUUGAACUGCGUGUACUGGUAUGUAUGGACGGCAGUUUUGCUAAAUGAGUGGCUGUUAUGAGGAAACAAUUUUCUAUGUAAUAUGAAACGAAGAAAAUUAGUUAAUACCUAAUCAUGCAGUGUCUAUAGUAACAUAAUUAAUUUCUUAGUGAUAACAGCCUAACAUAAAUAGGACCCUUUUUAACAAGACGGCAUGUUUGUAAGAGUUUGGUUGCGAAUUCUCACGGGGGAUGAAUGAGGAAGAAUUAUUGAAACGGUCUGCUGCAGAGCGAGAUAGAAUAUUUAGCUGCUAUGACCGUGGUAGAGAGAAUGGAGCAGAGAUUGAUUCCUGGGAAGAUCCUGCCUAUGAAGUAUAUCAUACUACUGACAGAUAUGGAUUCAUACAUGAUAAACGAUUGCCACAAAAACCGGACCCGAAUGAAAUUAAAUGUCAUCGGGUGGAAAUGGAAAGAUUAAAGAAGUGGGAGAAAAUGACAAAACAGUGGGAUAGUUCCACUACUAAAGAAAAAUUACGACGUAGAGUUUACAAAGGAAUUCCUAAUAGGUUUCGUGGUCAAGUUUGGGCAUUGCUUUUGGGUAUAAAAACUUUAAAAAAAGAGCAAGCUGGUAAAUACGACGAAAUGUUGAAACUUGCACGUCAGUGGUCUACUGAAAUAAGACAAAUUGAUGCUGAUGUAGCUAGACAAUAUAGAGAUCAUAUCAAUUAUAGAGAACGAUAUAGCAUAAAACAACGAUCCAUGUUUUAUGUGUUGGCUGCUUAUAGCAUGUACAAUAUGGAAGUAGGCUAUUGUCAGGGGAUGUCUGUAUUAGCUGGAUUACUUUUAUUAUAUAUGGAUGAAGAGGAUGCAUUUUGGGGUCUUUCAGUACUGUUGGCUGAUAAGAAAUAUACUAUGCAUGGAUUUUAUGUUGAUGGAUUUCCAAAACUAAAUCGUUACAUAGAACAUCAUGAUAAAAUCAUGAAUAAAUUUUUGCCGAAAUUAAAGAGAAAGCUUGACAAGUGCGGCUGCGAUUCCAUUCUUUAUGCAUUAAAAUGGUUCUUUGUUGUUUUCCAAGAGAGGACACCUGUUAGUCUCGGUCUUCGAAUCUGGGACAUAUUUUUAUUAGACGGCGACCGAAUUUUACCGGCUAUGGCAUAUACAAUCAUGAAAAUGCACAAACGUUUUCUGAUGCCAAUGGAAAGUCUAGACGAAUUUUGUAAUUAUUUGCAAAUCAAAUUAGAAAAAGAUUUCUGCUUUGAUGAUGAUACAGUAAUAAGUACCAUGGAACGCAGUAUGGAAGAAUUAAAACGUGCUAAGUUGGAUUAUCCUGGUCCACCGUUACCACAUGAGUUACCACGAAUUCCAUUUGGUACAUUCAAAGAACCUUCAUUUGCAAGCAAGGUUGGAAGACGAACGGAAGAAUUUAGUGAAGCACAGCAUGCAAUGCGUGAAUCCAUAACACAACGUAGAGAUUUGGUGAUCGCCGAAGACGGUAGAGAAAGUACAACACCUGUUGAACCAACUGAUUGUGGUCUUGGCGGUGAGUUACAAUAUAAUGAAAACAUAGUACAUGGUGAUAUAAAUACUUGCCUUCUGCAUUCUAUACAAGAAAAUACCACUAAGGAUGUGGAGAAAGACAGAGAUUCAAAGAUUGAUAUAAUGGUUAUAUAUAGCACUAGAUUGUAAGGUAUUUUUUAAAAAUAGGGUUUUAUCAAAAAAGCUAUCAUGUACGCUAAUAAUCAGAUAUUUAGAGAAAACUUUACAAAAAAUAGUCUAAAAGAGAUUUUGAAUUAUCACGAUCGACAGUCACAAAUAGUCACAAAUAAAUCUUUACCAUUAACAUGCUCAAUAUCAUCAAAACAAAGUUAGAUAUGCCUCUAAAUUUGUGUUCAAAAUUUUCAUUGAUAAUUUCUCAUACAAAAUAGGAUAGAAGCAAGAGGCAGUAGACUGUGAUUAUUUUGUAAACUAUAUGUAUAGUACCUUUAAGAGAUUUUCUAUAGAGAAACAAAUAAGAAAGGCAUGUAUGUGUGUCAAAAUUUGAGUAUAUGAAUGUUCAUUAUAUUUUUGUUACCUUAGCUUAUUAUUGAACUGAGAGUGUGUCAAACUUUCGUUGCCAUUUGAAUAAUAAUUACAAUGAAAAACUCGUAGUAUGUAAUGUUAAUUUUUCUAUUAUGCACACAUAGAAAAAGGCAUGAUGAUGUUAGUGUUAGAGACAAUUUUUAAGUUGAAUGUAUAUUAUACUUACGCAAAAUCUGUUGGAAGACGCGGUUGUUCCAAUAUUCGAUUGCAGUAUAAUAAAAAUUGAAUAUAUGUGCA